Molecule: messenger RNA, 1394 nt
Organism: Suillus paluster
Lineage: Eukaryota; Fungi; Basidiomycota; Agaricomycetes; Boletales; Suillaceae
Exons: 2
Coding region: 81-1088 (335 amino acids)
Molecular function (GO): metal ion binding
Source: RefSeq, a predicted model, not a curated record
UAUCACCAACGUGUCAUAAGGACCCCGGACACUUCUGAUCAUACUCUUACAUAAGCACUGAAUGAUCAUCGACAUCCUCGAUGAUGGCGACAAAACGCAGAAACUCGGACACGAUAGAUCUGACAACAUCCCCUACGCUUCCGGUGCCAUAUACUAGCAGAAACCGCCUUCCGCGCUCUGCCACCAGCUCCAGGAGUAGCUCACAGCCUCAGAGUAGCAGACGUGCUUCUCCGGUGCAAAGCGAACAAAUAGUUGAUACAUCAUUGCUACCUGAUCCUGUAGAAGAAGACAUCAAAAAUCACCGGAGAAAGAGACGGAGAAUUGAUGCCAGUGGUGAAGAGCAGAACGACGUGCACCAGUUCCAUGAAUCACAUCUUCCCUGCAAUCCCUCAGAGAACAAUGUUCCAGAUGAUAGCUUAGAGGCAAGCACCUCGUCACAAGUUGCAUCAAGCUCACUACUAUCGAGCUGGAACGUGGAAUCCGAUCUCAUGCUAGGUUCACCCUCGCUCCUGGACGAGGAACUAGAGCUUGCAGAGCCUCCACCACCCACCCAAGAGUCAGUGGCAUCUCACGCUCAUUCAGAUGCUGCAGGUGCAGACAUAUCCAUCGUGGAUCAAAGGGGGACAUCUCCAUCAGUCUCGGAAAUCACUGAUGUUCCCUCGGACGACGUAGUCGUCGUCAGCCGCCGAACUCCGCCGAAUCCAAUUUGUCCCAUUGUCAUUGAUGAUCCCAUUCCCCUAAAGAUGAUGGGUUCAUUCACGCCUGAACCAGCUACAAGCCACAACCUUUCUGUCUCCCCCCUGAACGCCACUACUCUCUCAUCGCCUGCGCCGGAGCCACUAUCUGCUUAUACUUGUCCCAUUUGUUUCUCACCUCCAACUAACGCAACUCUGACACCGUGCGGUCAUAUUUGCUGUGGAGCAUGCCUCUUCGCUGCUGUCAAAUCCACCAUGAAACGGAACAUGGUGAUUGCUAUGGACAGAGCCCCUGUGCCAAGAUGUCCCGUUUGCCGUGCUGAAAUACCCGGGUGGGAUGGACGAGGGGGUGGCGUUGUGGGAUUGAAAGUGCAGGUUGUUUAUUCUCUUUGAAUUUCAGUACGCCUCGUGUGAUGGGAAACGUUUACACAUGCACAUGUUGUAUUGACCAUACUUGGGAAACAACACAACUUCUGGUCGAGGCAAUCGUCAGUAAUUCCAAUAACGACCCUUCUAGAAAUCACAUAGCAGUGCAAUCAUGGCUAUCCGCUGUCCGUCUCAUCGCGGUCGCCAUGAAACCACUUCUGUGACUGAUUGGCUGGAAAGCACCAUGUCGUUUCAGCAUGGCUAUAUUAAUAUUAACGAUCGAUCACAGUCGACCCAGAGUCCGUGUAUGAAUACAGCCCCCUUUCAUAACAG